CUGGGGGAGAACGCUCCGCAGAGGGCCUGGUGCGCAGGCCCUGAGAAGAGGGCAGGGGAGCGGGAGCGGCCGGCUGGGGUGCCCACAGGGCAGAGUGCAGAGCAGGGAGCGGGACCAGGGGCUCGUGCGCCGGGGGACGCUCAGGAGCCGCCGCAAGCCCCGGCAGCUCCGCUCCGGCCCCUCAGCCUUGCCCAGGUGGCGCGGGGCUGGGGACAGGCGGCGUGCUCGGGGGACGCAGGGGCCACUGCUCACGGAGGCCCCCGGCUGACAGGCAGGUGUGGGCAGGUGGGCUCCGCGAGGAAACGGGGAGAGCCCGCGCCUUCUCACCAGCCCUGGGCCGAGGGGAGCCCCAGGCAGACGCCUCCACGUGCCGCCUGCCCAGGCCGGUCCCCCCGUGUGCAGCAGAGCUGCCCCCACGGCCCCACUUAGAGGGGCGCAGGUCACUGUCCUCACUGCUCCUCCUCACAGCCUUGUUGAGACACCGCCCACCUGUGCACAGGGUGCGCGUCUGUGCUUUCUGUACACGCGGGAGUCGUGCACCCACCAGCCUAUCCAGUUCCGGAACAUUCCAUCACCCCAAGGGCACCCCGUCCCCAUCAGUCAUCCCCCGGCCCCCCCGGCCCUCUCCCCGUGCGUGGACGAGCCCGUCCUGGACGUGUCACACGCGUGGACUCGCACCCCGAGGGGCCUCCUGUGUCUGGUUCCCUCCCCGAGCGUCGGGGGCUGGGGUCCGUCCCCGGGGUGGCGUCUUGGGGGGGCCUCGCUCCCGCGGGCGACCGAGUGAUGCUCUUGCGCAUGGCUGGGCCACAUCCCCGUGGACGUGUGAUGGGUUUUGUGUGACGUGUGUCCUUGUGCCCCCCGGGCACAUGGGCAGCUGCAGAACUGUGGGGUCGGUCGAUGACUCCGCGUGCGGCUCUUCCAGGGACCACGGGGCUGUGUCCGAAGCGGCUGCCCCGGGUCACGGCCCCCCGCCUGGUGGGGUUCUGAUGGCUCCGCGUCCUCGCAUCCUCGCGCCACUUGUCAUCGUGUGUUGCGGGCAGGCCGCGUGUCCCGGGUUCUGGGGUGCGGUGCCUGGGCCCAGGGCGCUGGGCGGCCUCCGUCGUGUCUUUGGAGACCUGCGUGUUGGUUCUUGAGCCGUUUUUAGUUGGGUUGUUUGUACCUCGGUCGAUGAAUUACCAGGGUGUGUGUGUAUCUGGGAUUCAGUUCCCACGGCCUAUGCAGCUCUUGCUACCCUCCCCCCGGGCUCAGACCCCUUUGGGGGCCCCUUUGCCUUCGGCAGCGCGGGGAGUGCAGGGGUCGCGGCCUGUGCUGCGGUGGCACCCGCUGCCCUGAUGGAGGUGAGGUGCCUGGCGCUCCUGGAUGUCAGCAGGGAAGGGCCAGGCUGAGCCGCGGUGUUGCUCCCCCGGGGGACGGUCACAGCCCCUGUGCCCUGUGCCCGUGGCCCCCCUGGGACGGUCAGCGCCCCCUUCUCUCCCACCGGGGUGAGCGCUUCUGAAAGUCCCCGAAGGUAGAGCUGAGCUGUCUUCCCGACCCUGCGGCUCUGGGACCCUCACGGGUGUGGGCUUGGGCUUGUUUCUGGGAACCAGAGGUGGGGUCUGGUGUUUCCCACCUCGCUGCCCCUGGGCCGGCCCCCCAGCCUCCAGUCAGGACAUCUCCGUCUCCCCCGUCUGACCAGUGGGGGGUGGGGAGCCGGGAAGGGCGUGGCCAGUGGGGAUGGGGUCACAGGCUCUGUGCUGGGGCUGCAGGAAUGUUCCAGAAGUGCCGUCAUGGGACGCCCACAGGCCGGUCCCUUUGCCUGGGUGGCACUUCCAGCCUCCGUGGUCACCUUCCUGGGACAUGAGCUCCUGGGGCCCCAAGGAUUACAUCUGCCCCAGAUGCGAGUCUGGUUUCAUUGAGGAGCUUCCAGAAGAGACCAGGAGCACAGAGAACGGGUCCGCACCCUCCACGGCCCCCACGGACCAGAGCAGGCCGCCGUUCGAGAACGUGGACCAGCACCUGUUCACGCUGCCGCAGGGCUACGGGCAGUUUGCUUUCGGCAUCUUUGACGACAGCUUCGAGAUCCCCACGUUCCCCCCUGGGGUGCAGGCCGAAGAGGGCAGGGACCCCGAGAGCCGGCGGGAGAGAGAGCAACACUCCCGGCACCGGUAUGGCGCCCGGCAGCCCCGCGCUCGCCUCACCGCACGGCGGGCCACCGGCCGGCACGAAGGCGUCCCCACGCUGGAAGGGAUCAUCCAGCAGCUGGUCAACGGCAUCAUCACUCCCGCCAGCAUCCCCAGCCUGGGCCUGGGCCCCUGGGGUGUCCUGCACUCAAACCCGAUGGACUACGCCUGGGGGGCCAACGGCCUGGAUGCCAUCAUCACGCAGCUCCUCAAUCAGUUUGAAAACACAGGCCCCCCGCCUGCAGACAAAGAGAAAAUCCAGGCCCUCCCCACCGUCCCCGUCACCGAGGAACACGUAGGCUCCGGGCUGGAGUGCCCCGUGUGCAAGGACGACUACGGGCUGGGGGAGCGCGUGCGGCAGCUGCCCUGCAGCCACCUCUUCCACGACGGCUGCAUCGUGCCCUGGCUGCAGCAGCACGACAGCUGCCCUGUGUGCCGGAAAAGCCUCACGGGACAGAACACAGCCACCAACCCCCGGGCCUGACCGGCGUGAGCUUCUCGUCCUCCUCGUCGUCGUCGUCCUCCAGCUCGCCGAGCAACGAAAACCCAGCCGGCAACUCCUGAGCCCCUCGCCCCGCCCCCCUCCGGCCGCCCCCGGUGAGCACAGGACCUCGCGCCCCAGGCCCUGCGGGGCGGUGGGGGGCGCCGCGGAGCUGGAGCCUGGAGGUGCCCCCACCCGCCUCGGCGCCCACACCACCCCCGCUGCGGGCAGAGACUCGGAGGACCGCCGCCUCCAGGCUGGAGAGAGCUCAGGCCUCCCCGAGGGGCGUCAGGCGCAGGGGCCUGGGCACACGGCGCCCCCGGCUCCCCCACCCGUUUGUCUCUAACCUCACCCUCCACACAGUCCACGGCGGAAAGGUUUUUAUAAUUUUAAAUUAUUACUGCUUUGAAAUAAAUGGACGUUUUAGCUCA
Molecule: messenger RNA, 3071 nt
Organism: Nyctereutes procyonoides (raccoon dog)
Lineage: Eukaryota; Metazoa; Chordata; Mammalia; Carnivora; Canidae
Gene: RNF126
Product: ring finger protein 126
Exons: 9
Coding region: 1714-2643 (309 amino acids)
Biological process (GO): protein ubiquitination
Cellular component (GO): cytoplasm
Molecular function (GO): ubiquitin protein ligase activity
Source: RefSeq, a predicted model, not a curated record